AGUUACGGCUUAUUGCAUCCCGCGUGUGUGAUGGGUCGGCGCCGCGGGCAGCACUAACCACGGGUGUGUGUGUGGUGGGGUGGCCUGGUGAUGAGCGCUGUGUUUAGAAAGCUGUUUUGGGCAUCUUUGGUUUGAGACACCGCGUUGUGAUGGGUCACGAAUCAGUGAUUCUGUGAGUUGGCACCUUUGAGGACACAAUGAAAUACACGUGUCUCGAAGUGCUGGCCUAACGGUGUGAGCUUUCCCCUCCAAUAAAGCUGGCAAACCCAAGUGAGGUGUGUUUGUGAGAGGUUUUUGUAGCACUGAGGUAGUGCAUCAGGCUGCUUUGUCCAGCUCAUGGCAGCAGCUGGGUGCCCAUGGCUCCAAAGACCCCACAGCUGUGCUGCACCCCUGGCAGUGCCGUCCUCAUCCCCACGUGGAGCCAGCAGGGCAUCGUGGGGCAGAUGUAGCCACCGGGACCUGCUGAGCCAACCACAGGCUGCAGCAAUGGCAGCCGAGCAGCUCACAGCCCACGCAGGAGCUGGAUGCUCUGGCAGUACCAUGGCCUCCCAGUGCCCGCCUUGCUGUAGGGCUGGAGAAGCUUUGUUUUCUUGUUAUGAUCACGAUGAAUGAGAAGGUGACCCAGCACGAUGGGGACAGUGACAGUGGGGUCACCUCCACUGGUGCAGGUUUUGACAAGCGUGGCAUGCAGGCUCCUGUUCAUCUGCAUCACUGGGACAUCCCCCACAGACAUCUUCCCCAUCAUGGUGAUGCGGGGAAAUGGUGCUGGGAUACCUAGUGAGAGACAGGACACCUGGCAGACGCGUGGGGCAAGUGACAGAGCUCUUUCACUGACGUUCCUGUUCAUGUGAAAUGACGUACCGAUUGUAAAAAAGAUAAGUCCGACACACGUUUCCUUUUCUGUAAGCAUGAACUGAAGAGAAUGAACUGACUGCCUUGUGGGUUUACACACCUUGAAUAUAACAUCUGUCACGCAGAGGAAGAGGCACUUUGAGAUUGUCUGCUGUUAGAGUGAAGACCUUGCUGGUGGCUUGGUGCUGAAAGGUAAACUAAGUGCUGGAUUAUGGAUGGGGACCUGAGGAGCCUGCUGGCCGGAGGAAAGCUGGAGGACUUGCCGGUGGAUUACCAUUUGUCACUAGCAAUUAACACCUCUGCACCCUAUGAUAACAUGUACUACCCUGAACUGGACAUUGACUGUGAAUUUGAAAGUAUUCCAGCAUUUGCAUCUUCAUUUUUUCCAGUGCUGUACUCCAUAUUGUUUGUGGUCGGUCUCAUAGGAAAUGCUUUGGUUGUUUGGGUCCUAACAGUCUUCAAGAAGAUCAGGGCCAUGACUGACGUGUAUCUGCUGAACCUCGCCAUCUCUGACCUCGUCUUUGUCUUCUCCCUCCCUUUCCUGACUCAGUACUCCCUGGUAAGCCAGUGGACUUUUGGCAACGCCAUGUGUAAAAUUGUCAGUUCUGCUUACUUCAUUGGUUUCUACAGCAGCGCCUUCUUCAUAACCAUCAUGAGCAUUGACAGGUACUUGGCCAUUGUGCACUCUGUGUAUGCCCUGCAGGUCCGGACAACCACCCAUGGAGUCAUCGGAAGCCUGGCCCUUUGGGCAGUAGCCAUUUUAGCAUCAGUGCCAGGCCUUGUGUUCUUCCAGGAAGUGGAUGAUGAUAACAGGACACUGUGCAUCCCUCACUACCCUGGCAGCGGCAAUGGCUGGAAGGUCUUCAGUAAUUCUGAAGUCAACAUCCUGGGGUGGCUGUUCCCUGUGAGCAUCCUCACUUUCUGCUACCACAACAUCUUGAAAAACCUGCAGAGGUGCCAUACUCAGAACAAAUACAAAGCAAUGAAAUUGGUUUUUAUCGUUGUCAUUGUGUUCUUCCUGUUCUGGACCCCCAUCAAUAUCGUGCUCUUUUUGGACUCUAUGAGGAGCUUGCAUAUCAUCGAUGACUGCCAGACUAGCCAAAGGCUUGACCUGGCCCUGGAGCUGGCUGAGACACUCUCCCUCGUGCACUGCUGCCUCAACCCCAUCAUCUACGCCUUUGUUGGGGAGAAGUUCAAGAAGUAUCUCUGUGAGGCUUUUGGCAAAUAUACCCAUUUUCUCUUGAUCUGCAAAGGACACGGUGCCUUCAACAGACGCAACACGGACAGACACACCUCUCUGUACACAGCAUCCUCACAAUCCUCUUUUGUUGGUAGCAUCUUGUAGAGCUGCAAGGCAGAAGUUCCAUACUUUAGACUUCACUUGAAACUGAGAAAUUCCCCUAAUAUACUUCAAUAAAAAUAGUCUUUCUGUUUCCUUGUAGGUGGAGGUUUCAGUGCAAUGGUGCAAUGGCCUGUUAGCAAAGUAAGACUACAAUAUCACACAAUACCAGAGCAAGCUGUAGUGCACCUUGCUCUUUCAUGUGUUCUGUACCAUUCUGAGCAGGGACACCAUUCUGUCCCGUGCUUAGCAAAUGUGAAUGAGAACUUCAAACACUGAAAUUCACAUUGCAAAAUUCAUCAGAUACCCCCUGCCCACCAGCUGAAUAGUUUAUCAAAGAAGAUUUUUGCCUCCAUCACAGGGAAGUAUGGGGAUGCACUGUUAAGGCAACUUUUUAGGACAGGAGGUACCAGAAAAGUAGAAUCAUUUGCUUAAGCCUGCUUGUAUCAUGCUUCCCUUUGGGAUUUUAUUUUUUAGCAUCUUUUUUAUCAUCUUUCUCCCUUUCCAGUAGCUCUUUCUGCCCAACUGACUUUGUGGAAGUGAGGCUGAAAAAUUAUCAACAGACUCCACACAAAGACGUAUGCUCUGUCCCUCCAGCACAGGACACAUGGUCCUCCAAUAUUCCUAAUAAAAAAAUGAAAACCUUGAAGGACGAGAAGAUGCAGCCUCUCUAUGCAGAUAGGUUGUCAAAGUCACACCUCAGUAUUCCUUCACCUAGAUGCUGACAAAAUACAUGUAUAAUAUUUAUUCUUUUUAAUGCUUAUUUAAUUCCUCAUGCCUCCUGAGUGAGCUGCCCCUCUGAGGGAGACAGUUCAUCAUGGACUACUUGCAGAGCUGGCUGCAACAUCCAUCUUAAAGGAAGAUGCCAAAUGUGUCCAUUAAAACAACUAACUCUCCCCUAAGGAAAGGUCAGUGGUUUGCAUACAAAUACCAAACGGAUGGUGGUUAUGGCACUGGGGCUGAAAGCCACUGCCUUCUGGUCUGCAUGAACAAAUGUUUGAUUUUGGAGAGUGGAUGAGAGCAGAUGCUAUUGUCUUAGGAAUGUUUCUUCCCUCUGUUCAGGCCUGGUGUUGGGAGGAACAGCUUACAUUUCCAAGCCUGGGACAGCAGGCAGCUCUUUCCCUUGUCUCAGCAGAGUGAAUUUAUUCUACAGGCAGUGGCUGUGCUCAUCACAGGGUUGAGAGCAUGCUUUGUGAAGGGAAACAGUCCCUCAGUUUAAGGAAUCACUCCAGGGCCUAGCUCCUACCUGAUAUCUAAGCAAAGUUUCCAGAUAGAGCUUAGUGAAUGAGUAAUUAGGCAAGCAGCAAAUAAAUUACUGUUAUGUGGUAAAAGUCAUGGGUAAAAUCUUCCUGGGGAUCUGCAGGAGGUAGCACAAAUAUUGACAGAUAAAUGUAAUGGUGUUUUUAAGUUUUUGUUCCUGGUCUAUUUUUCUCUACAGGAUAUCACCCUAUUUGAAGUUUUAUAAUAAAGAUUCUUCCUGCAGUGUAAAUGCAUGAUCCUGGCACCUGAGAACUCCCCUGUCCUAUCACUGAUUAUCUCAGAUUGCACAUUUUCUUCUACCCUGGCAGAUUCACAUAACUGACCAUUCCUCCAGCCACCUCCUCUCUCU
Molecule: messenger RNA, 3800 nt
Organism: Phasianus colchicus (ring-necked pheasant)
Lineage: Eukaryota; Metazoa; Chordata; Aves; Galliformes; Phasianidae
Product: C-C chemokine receptor type 8-like
Biological process (GO): immune response; positive regulation of cytosolic calcium ion concentration; calcium-mediated signaling
Cellular component (GO): membrane; external side of plasma membrane
Molecular function (GO): C-C chemokine receptor activity; C-C chemokine binding
Source: RefSeq, a predicted model, not a curated record